UCCUCACACUUCAGAGAAGCUGGUGUUGGUUGGAGAACAGCCAGACUCCAUCCCUGGUUCUGAUCAACUCAAAGUUUCCAAUGUUUGGAACCUGACAUAAGGAGUUUCACAAUUUGUUGGUAACUGCCAGAGCAGUUGGUGAGACAUGCUGAUGGACAAAGAAUGAUGCUAUGAUCUUGCUGAGUACCCUGGUGAUGGUGACAGUGAAGCUGUAUUGAGCAUGUGUUCCUGACUCACUUUUGCUACAUCCUUCUGUAUGGUUAUGACCAGAAGUACUUGUGACCUCUAGUAAUACUCAACUGUUAGAUUCCCUUGGUCUGAGAGUAUAAAAACCAUCCCAAUUCAAUCAUGGACUCAUCUGGAAAUCAAUCCAAUAUUUGAUAAAAGGAAAUGACAGUGGGCCUUUGGAGGGCUGAUUCUGGACGUUUUCAGAGACAUAUGUGGAAACUGGCAGCUGCUUUGUAUGAUGUUAUGUUUGCUCUGGAGAAAAUGAAACAGGUUCUGGAGUUAAGGGUUCAUCCUUCUCUGCUGAAAGACUUUCUUAUACUAUUACUUGUGGCCUGCAGUGAGCUGUCAGAUCAAAUUGGACAUUAAUCUGCAAUAGAACCUUACUCUUUAUCAAACUACCCUGGAUGUCUGUACUUAUAAGUACUUUGAUAACUGUGUAAUAAUCUCAGUUAAGAUCAGUGCCCACAAAGGAAAGAUCUAGAUGUUAUUUUAUAAAACGGAAGUUGAUUUGAAGCUGUCACUUGGAACUCGCAUAGGCUAAAGUCUACACAUGAGCCUUUAAAUUCCAAAAGCAUCGUGUGUGAGUAGAAAUCGAUUUGCAAAGCCAAGGGCAGUUCUGGUAUACGUGUGCCAACAGGAUCCAUUUCAAACCAUCAAUUCCUUCUGCCAAGACUGUGAAAUGGCACCAGAGAGACUCUGUGGCAGGCAGUAGGCAGUGUGUGGAGGUACUAGAUCAAACUUGCAAGUUUUGCCCCUUCAACUUGCAAUUCCCGAUUGGAGACAAUCUGACAGGAUACCUUCAGGAUGCCACCCAAAAAAGUGCAAAUCCAAGUGGAGGAGAAAGAAGAUGAUACAGAGGAGAGCUCAAGUGAAGAAGAAGAAGAUAAACUACCUAGAAGAGAGAGCUUGAGACCAAAGAGGAAACGGACCAGAGAUGUCAUCAAUGAGGAUGAUCCAGAACCAGAACCGGAGGAUGAAGAAACGAGAAAGGCAAGAGAGAAAGAAAGGCGGAGGAGGCUGAGGAGAGGAGCGGAAGAAGAAGAAGAAAUUGAUGAAGAGGAAUUAGAACGAUUAAAAGCACUGCUGGAUGAGAAUAGGCAAAUGAUUGCUACUGUCAAAUGUAAACCUUGGAAAAUGGAGAAGAAAAUUGAAGUUCUCAAGGAAGCGAAGAAAUUUGUGAGUGAGAAUGAAGGAGCUCUUGGGAAAGGAAAGGGGAAGAAGUGGUUUGCAUUUAAGAUGAUGAUGGCCAAGAAAUGGGCAAAAUUCCUCCGUGAUUUUGAGAACUUCAAAGCGGCUUGUGUCCCAUGGGAAAACAAAAUCAAGGCAAUUGAAAGUCAGUUUGGUUCCUCAGUGGCCUCAUACUUCCUGUUCCUGAGGUGGAUGUAUGGCGUCAACAUGGUUCUCUUUAUAUUGACCUUCAGCCUCAUCAUGUUACCAGAGUACCUCUGGGGUUUACCAUAUGGCAGCUUACCUCGGAAAACAGUCCCGAGAGCUGAAGAAGCCUCCGCAGCCAACUUUGGUGUGUUGUAUGACUUCAAUGGCCUGGCACAGUACUCUGUCCUCUUUUAUGGCUAUUACGACAAUAAACGCACGAUUGGAUGGCUGAACUUCCGGCUACCUCUUUCUUACUUCCUGGUGGGGAUUAUGUGCAUUGGAUACAGCUUUCUAGUUGUCCUCAAAGCGAUGACCAAAAAUAUCGGUGACGAUGGCGGUGGCGAUGACAACACUUUCAACUUCAGCUGGAAGGUGUUCUGUAGCUGGGACUAUCUGAUUGGUAAUCCUGAAACAGCCGACAACAAAUUUAACUCUAUCACGAUGAACUUUAAGGAAGCCAUCAUAGAAGAGAGAGCAGCCCAGGUGGAGGAGAAUAUCCACCUCAUCAGAUUCCUGAGGUUCCUUGCUAACUUCUUCGUGUUCCUAACACUCGGUGCAAGCGGAUACCUCAUCUUCUGGGCUGUGAAGCGAUCCCAGGAGUUUGCCCAGCAAGAUCCUGACACCCUUGGGUGGUGGGAAAAAAAUGAAAUGAACAUGGUUAUGUCCCUCCUGGGGAUGUUCUGUCCCACACUGUUUGACUUAUUUGCUGAACUGGAAGAUUACCACCCUCUCAUUGCUCUGAAGUGGCUCCUGGGGCGCAUUUUUGCUCUUCUUCUAGGCAACUUGUACGUAUUCAUUCUUGCCUUGAUGGAUGAGAUAAACAAUAAGAUUGAAGAGGAGAAGCUCGUGAAGGCCAAUAUUACCCUGUGGGAAGCCAACAUGAUUAAAGCUUACAAUGAAUCUCUCUCUGGGAACACCACAGGACCACCCUUUUUCGUUCAUCCUGCAGAUGUACCUCGAGGUCCCUGCUGGGAAACAAUGGUGGGGCAGGAAUUCGUGCGUCUCACCGUUUCCGACGUCCUGACCACUUAUGUCACGAUCCUCAUUGGUGACUUCCUCAGAGCGUGCUUCGUGAGGUUCUGCAAUUACUGCUGGUGCUGGGAUUUAGAAUAUGGAUAUCCUUCAUACACAGAAUUCGACAUCAGCGGCAACGUCCUCGCUCUGAUCUUCAACCAAGGCAUGAUCUGGAUGGGAUCCUUCUUUGCUCCUAGCCUCCCAGGCAUCAACAUCCUCCGACUCCACACAUCCAUGUAUUUCCAGUGCUGGGCUGUGAUGUGCUGCAAUGUUCCUGAGGCCAGGGUCUUCAAAGCUUCCAGAUCCAACAACUUCUACCUUGGCAUGCUGCUCCUCAUCCUCUUCCUGUCCACCAUGCCCGUCCUGUACAUGAUUGUCUCCCUCCCACCAUCUUUUGAUUGCGGGCCCUUCAGUGGUAAAAACAGGAUGUUUGAAGUCAUUGGUGAGACCCUGGAACACGAUUUCCCAAGCUGGAUGGCGAAGAUCCUGAGGCAGCUUUCUAACCCCGGCCUUGUCAUUGCUGUCAUCUUGGUGAUGGUUUUGACCAUCUAUUAUCUCAAUGCUACUGCCAAGGGCCAGAAAGCAGCGAAUCUGGAUCUCAAAAAGAAGAUGAAACAGCAAGCUUUGGAGAACAAAAUGCGAAACAAGAAGAUGGCAGCGGCUCGAGCAGCUGCAGCUGCUGGUGGCCAGUAACUUUCUCAAAUGUCCUGGAGGUUCGCAGAAGUACUCUUCACUUCCAUCUAUGUAUUGACAGAGCUAGGGCCAGUAAAGUGCUGCUCCAUGCUCUACCACCGAUGGCUCAUCACGACCACAGCCAUGACCAUCUAUCAAGGAACCACCAGCCCUCUUGGAGUGAGAAGCCUCUCACUCUCACGAUAACAUGCAUUUUUCUAGAUUCUGACACUUUCUCACUUCCCUGUCAUGUUCUCAAACAAAUGGAGUUUAAAUGCAGGUGUGACAUAGUAAUACAAAUUACUGGCUAUGAUCCAUAGGGCAUUUUAAAAAAGUCAACAUCUCAUCAUGUGGACUUUUCCUUACACACUGGUUUAGUUUCUUAAGUCGCAAGGAGAGCUAUUACAACAUCUUUUCCCCUCUAAAUUUGGAAUUAUCUGCAUGAAGCAUUCGUUGUGAUCAUUGA
Messenger RNA from Mastomys coucha (southern multimammate mouse), 3754 nucleotides. It is a transcript of the gene Tmc1, whose product is annotated as transmembrane channel like 1. Gene Ontology annotation, biological process: detection of mechanical stimulus involved in sensory perception of sound; vestibular reflex. The transcript is spliced from 25 exons. Gene Ontology annotation, cellular component: plasma membrane. The coding region runs from base 1033 to 3309 and encodes 758 amino acids. The record is from RefSeq and is a predicted model, not a curated record. Gene Ontology annotation, molecular function: mechanosensitive monoatomic ion channel activity. Lineage: Eukaryota; Metazoa; Chordata; Mammalia; Rodentia; Muridae.